Messenger RNA from Mugil cephalus (flathead mullet), 5882 nucleotides. It is a transcript of the gene tspan17, whose product is annotated as tetraspanin 17. Gene Ontology annotation, cellular component: membrane. The coding region runs from base 676 to 1488 and encodes 270 amino acids. NCBI's taxonomy places the organism in Eukaryota, Metazoa, Chordata, Actinopteri, Mugiliformes, Mugilidae. The transcript is spliced from 8 exons. Gene Ontology annotation, biological process: protein maturation; regulation of vascular endothelial growth factor signaling pathway; protein localization to plasma membrane. The record is from RefSeq and is a predicted model, not a curated record.
UGUGGACCAAUUCAUCUCAAGCACGGCGCUUAUUUGCUGUGCUUCAAGCCGGAACAGUGAAAAAAAAAUAAAAAAAUAAUUAAAUAAAUAAAAAUGUAUACAUUUCUGACGUCUCUGCAUCUUCUACAUCUUCUGUACCUCAGGUGAAACGCUUCGCGGAGACGCGAGAGGCCGCUCUUGAGGUGAAAAGGGCGAAAGCCAGAAGCGCAGUGGUUUUCCUCUGUGACAGCAGGGGCUUGUUUUACAGCACAAAACAACAAGGAUGAAGACUCCUGGCGAAGAUGCAGCGACGGGGAUAAUAUCAGGGAGGUUUAGCUGAAAGGCCACCAGCUUCGUCUCGAUCACCGCCGACGGCAACUUGAACAUCGAGGAAGCCGCAGAUGAACGCGUGUGCCUUAGUUCAGAGCCCCUGGAUUUGUUGUUGUUAGCCUCUUAAUGCUAACUAAAGAAGUUGCGAGCUAGCUGGCCUAGCGAGCUAAUGCUUGAAACUAGGAAGGGACAACUACCCGGGUUUGUUUGUUUCGACUCACUGGAUGUUGUCCGGCGAGUAAAGUCGUUUUGUUUUGUUUAGCUAAUGGAGCCAGUUCCAGGAGUGUAGCUUUUGGUUGAGCUUUUCAAGUACAAACCCGAGUAGUUUCCCCAGCUUCCCAGUUAGCCGCCACUAUCCCUGGAAGAAUGAGCAGAAAACAUCAUCAUUUUAAAGGGGCCGAAGUCAGCUGCUGCGUCAAAUACUUCUUAUUUGGAUUCAACAUCAUCUUCUGGUUACUAGGAGCAGCAUUCUUGGGUAUUGGCUUGUGGGCAUGGGCGGAGAAGGGCGUGCUGUCCAACCUGUCGUCCAUCACAGAUCUCGGAGGCUUCGACCCCGUGUGGCUCUUCAUCGUCGUAGGAGGGGUCAUGUUCAUCCUGGGCUUCGCCGGCUGCAUCGGGGCGCUCAGAGAGAACACCGUCCUGCUUAAAUUUUUUUCUGUGUUCCUGGGUUUGAUCUUCUUUCUGGAGCUUACUGCGGGGAUCCUCGCCUUCGUCUUUAAGGACUGGAUCAAAGACCAGCUCAACUUUUUCAUCAACAAUAACGUCAAGGCCUACCGCGAUGACAUCGACUUGCAGAAUCUCAUCGACUUUGCCCAGGAAUAUUGGUCGUGCUGCGGCGCACAUGGGCCCGAGGACUGGAACAUGAACAUCUACUUCAACUGCACUGACAAGAAUCCAAGUAGGGAGCGCUGUGGAGUCCCCUUCUCCUGCUGUGUCAAAGACCCUGCAGAGGACGUCAUCAACACGCAGUGCGGUUAUGAUGUUCGGCUUAAAGGGAAUCUGGACCUGCAGAAAUACAUCUACACCAAGGGCUGCGUGGGACAGUUUGAGAAGUGGCUUCAGGACAACCUGAUCAUUGUAGCAGGAAUCUUUGUUGGAAUUGCACUUUUACAGAUUUUUGGUAUCUGUCUCGCUCAAAAUCUGGUGAGUGAUGUCAAAGCUGUCAAAGCCAACUGGUGACAUGAGAAGUGAAGCGGGGCAGCCCCACCCCGCAGUCCCUGCCCGGUCUACACAGCACACACAAGAGGAGAGCCAACGACUAUGUCUUCUUUGCCACAGAGCUAAGCAGCACAUACACACCCUCUCACAUUUACGAACAAACCCGAACGUUCCUGUUUAUCAGCGACAAUGGUGCAACGGGAACAGGAAAUAUUCCACACAAACAAAACUGUCAAAACUUUGUUUACCACUCAGGUGGGAUUUUAACCUGAACAUACCGAGGACAGUCCUGCCUUUUUCAGAGAUAGAUUGUUCUUCUUUAAUUUUUUUUAUUUUUUAUUUUUUUUUUCUAUUUCCUCAGAUUUUUGUUCUUUGGACAAAUGUAUUUAUGGCACGUUGUUGCACAAGGACUCCUGACAAGUGGGAGAUUGGAAGCCAUGAAUGGAAAUAAGAGGCAACAAAGGAAAAGUGACAAUAAAUCUUCUUUAUUUUUAGGUCAAACAUCGUAUUGUCACAGAGCCUUUGUCCCUCUCCUCUUAAAAAACAAAAAAAAAAAACAGUCUGUUUGUAACGUGCUUAUCCCCACUUCCUGCUCCAGAGGAAGGUGGGCGGCUGGCCGGCCGGCUACUAAACAUAUGGAUUCCUCUGCAUAUCGUUUUCUUUUUUUUCUUUUCUUCCUUCCCUUUUGUGACCUUUAAUGACCACUGAAAAAGCAAAAAAAAACAAAAACAAAAAAGGACUCUGAACACUGGCUGGUCAUGUCUGCAACUUCAAGUCAUUUCAGGAGUCUAAUUUUAAAGUGCCAUUACUUUCCAGUGAUAUUUUCUCGUCUCCUCCUCGCUCUCUACAUGGAAUUUCUGCACCCUGCCCCUCCCAAUACCUCAGGGCCUGGCUGAAAAUAUAUGAUUUCUGCUACCGGUUAAAAGCUUGUCUAUUUUUUUUUUUUCUUUCCAUCGAUGUCUGUUGAAUUUAAAUAGAAUAACUUGACAGUGACAGUUCCUCCAAAGUUGCCCUGUGGUGAUUGUAUUAUCUGUGAUUGACUGAAGGAUGUUGUAUUGUGUUACGCGCAAUUGCCUGGUGGGGUUACGAUUGUAGACCUCUAAUGCGGAGAGAAGGGGUUUGCUGAUAGAGAUUGUUUAUCUCCGGGCAUCCCUCAGGCACAUGGGAUCGCUGGUUUGGGGCCUUUUUUACUUGACAUGUGUUACCAUAUUUGUCUUAUAUUUUGUCCUCUUGCAUGAGAACAUUUUUACUCUUGUUAAAGACGUCCUUCGUUCAUUCUUUUCUCUUUUUUUCUCCUUCCUUUCCUGUCGUCCUGUCGACGCAUAUAUUCGUGGUUUAUUCUUAGACUUCGCCAGGCUAACGAUUUUCCUCUAACACAUCAGCCAGCUGCGAAACAUCUUGUUGAUGAUGUUAGCAGUCCCGAAGGAGACCAAACGCUGUCCGCUGGCCACUGGCUAACUGCAGAGCAUUCCUAAAUAGCCAAAAUGUGAAUUUACUGUCCCAUUAUGUGCCAGUUGAACUGAAAAAUCAAACGCAAACGUCACAGUAUCGCUUUUACCUUUUGUCUUUAGUUCGGGGGCCGCGUUUUAAAUAGAAUAGUAAAUACACGCUGUUACGUUUAUAUUAGCAGAAGUCUCGAUAUAACAUGAAUGCUGCUUCAUCUUCGACUAGGUAUUUGAUGUGAUGUACAAUAAUGGAGCUAACACAGAAGUCUCGCCGAGUUUAAAAAAAAAAAAAAAAAUCUGCCGUGUUUUUACUGUUUCUAGGCCGAGAAAAUAUUCAGAUUACGUGUUUAUUCUGUAAGUGUGCGCUUUGUACUCGGCUUUAGUUGCUCCCCGGUUUUCAUCAUAACAACUGUCAGCUCUCAUUAGGAGUUGCCCUCGAAGCUUUUCAUCUUGUAGUGAAUGAUAAAACUGGGUACACUUGACCACACACAAAUCCCCGCUACACAAACAAAGCGAUGUUUUGAGCAGCGGCAGCAGCGCGCACACCGUGAAAGAUGUGUAGCAUUAAUAUUCUGCGAGGCAGUGCACCAAAACCUUCCCCUUCUCCGCCGAGUCUCUCUGUUCAUUCAGCAGCGGCUCCUUAUGAUCCGUCUGUUGUGCUUACAUGUCACAUGUUGCUUUCGCCCCCACACGCUCCCCUCUUCAAAACUCCUCCUCGUCGGUGCGCACCUGUUUCAGAGCCUGGCAUUUUGAUGUAUUUUUAAACUCUGGGCUCUUUUUUUUUGGGGGGGGGGGACAACAACAGCCAUUUGAAUUUUAGAUGUCGCGCAUGCACGACUUGGGAGGAGAGAAACCGAGCCCGUUCAUGUGGGUGUGUUUCCGUCAGAGAGGUUCAUUUGUCUCAGCACUUUAGGUGUAAUCAAUGAGCGAGAGCCGGCGUAAUGUGAGAAAAAAAACGGCUUCCUUUAGAUUGCAUACGGAAUCAUUUGCAGGAGAACGCGCAACUUACAGUUGUUGUGAAUUCUCACCCAAGGUUGAAACAUUUGCCGGAGGCGACAUGAUGAUUUUUUUUUUUUUUUUAUCCUUUUCAUCUGAGUGGGAGUGUGUGGGCUUCCUUGAUUUCACAAACUGUUGUAAAUCAAUCAGUCCCACUCGACUCUGGAACGUCUGGAUGAAACCAACCAGGAUUUUCUUUUCUUUUUUUUCUCCCCCCUCCUCACCUUUCAAGUUUAAUCUCUUGACAUGUGGGUUGAAGCAGAUAAUUUGUGAUUAAUUAGCAAAUGACAGAUUUAAAUAGUCUUUGAAGUGUUUUUCGUUUUUUUUUUUUUAAAAAAAAACUCCUAAUUAGAAGCAUUUCCCUGGGCUCUUGAACACACCUUUCCUCUCUAAAAAAAAAAAAAAGACAACAUCACGUCUUACGCGUGCUCAGAGAUUCUUGGGUUUUAAAUGAGGAAAUGGAGGGCAGCCCCCUCAUGAGUGACGCUGAAGUCGGAUGGAGGCCGCGAGUGUCGGUGGACUACAGAGCCACGGCUCUAAAACAAAAAGCACUCUCUCUGCUGCCAACGCUGCCUGUGGAUGGAUGUGCCAAUAAUCAGACAGUCACCUUGAUAAUAAGCAUAAUAAUGCCAUCAUUAUUUGGAGUAGCAGCCGGGCGGGACUUUAUUGUGCACACAUCACAGAGGUGACCCUACUCGAAUAUGUUUGUUUUGACCGCUUUGUUCAAAUUUUGCUUUUGUGUUCCUUUAAUGUAGGGGAAAGAAACGAGAGGGAGAGAGAGAGAGUACGCUAAUUACCCCCAGUCCUUUAUCAUAAUGGCCUUGCUUCAUGAAACACCUUCUUAAUUUCUCUGCUUUCCCCCGUGGGCACUUAAAUCAUUCCCCAGGAGGAGCCUUAUGCAUACAUCAUGAAUGUACACGUCUCCCUCGGCAUGGACCUACGGCUCCGCGUUCAUUUUGAAAAUUCCCUUUACCCUUAUGCAGUGCAAUGCACAACACUAAAUGCAUUUUUAGGAAUGUGAAUACAGAGUUGUAUUUAGUGUUGUUGUAGAUGUUAUUCAGGUUUUUUCUUCUAAGUGGGUUUUUUUCGCGAGCAUGAACACAGACAAGCAUUCCAUUUCUUCUGUUUUCCUGACGUGUGUGCGGACCUGAGUGGACGUUUAUUAUGCAGUCACUCAAGACAUUUCACCAGAAGCGAACGUAUUUCUUUUUAAUACCCGUAAAUGUGGACGAUUUCUAAAUAUCUUUAAAACACAGGUGUACAGGUUCUGAAUAAUCCAUUAUUGAUAACGUAUUUUUGAAUGAUGCAAUGUCUCCUUCUCGCAUAUUAUACAGACUUGGCUCUCGCCGACCGAUAAUCUAUCCUCUGAGCCUUUUUCUUAAGCUUUUAAAACAGAUAAUUGUGUUUCUGUUUUUUUUCGUUUUUCCUUUUUUUUUUUUUUUUCUUACAAAGGCGAGCAGCACAUCAGACAUUUCACAUGUCUUACCUCAUCGUGUACAGGUGCUGGCCACAUCAGAGCACAGACGCAGCAUAAAUCGACUUGUUCCUGAGCAUAUUAAUAGCAAUACCACUUGUCAGUGCUGACGUUUCCAUACCAGGCUGUGACAACUGAAACGGGGCACGCGCCUGAGCAUUUUCCUUCCUCGAGAGGUUUCACGGAUUUGCUCGCUGUCGAAGGAUAUUUACAGAGCUGAUGAUCAGCACAGAAACCCACAGAAACCACUAUGAACAUCUCUCCGUACAGAAGGGAUGCCAACAUGGUUUCGCCCUAACUUAAGUGUUACAUUGUCACCGUUGCAGCAGAAUACAACAAGCAGAAACUGUGUCAUCCAUCUAUCUCGUCUUUACAUAUAUCUGCCUGCUCUGAGGGUUGAAAAUGUUGUAAAUGAAAAAUGUGGGACAUGGUCUGUUACACUGUAUAUUCUGUUAAAACAUGCCUCUUUCAUAUAAUAAAGCAUUAAUGAUGACAAGCUU